AUGAGGGUGAAUUUGGCCCGUCAUGGUCGCCGGUUGCUAGUUUACCGGGCGACGUCCGCUCCAGCCUGUCUUCCCUACGUUCCUCCGGCCCGACGACGAUCGAUUUCGCGACCUGUGGUACAGAGGACUUUUGCAAGGACGUUUCUCAAUGCGCUGUUCCAGAAACCUCCGCGAGAAAUUCGACAACCCGAAUAUGAGCCAGGAUGGAUGCAAGUCAUGGUUUGGAGAAGUCGCAUGCUCGAUAAUCUGCGACCGCCGCCAAGGAAAGAAUUGAUAGAUGCGUUGAGGAAGCUUAUGCAAUCCAAGUUGAAGAGGAAGAUACCGCUGAAUAGCACACAGGCCUUGCAAUGUCGCCGAUUGCUUGAAUACCUUACGACUAACGACGGAGAUGACCAACACUCGAAGUCGCUGUCCUCGGCUGAUUUGUCCAUGAUACGACAAGUCCUUCUCGAUAUCGAACCGCAAGAAAGAGGUGAAAAUCAUUUGGAAUUCGCGAAAUCAUUGUACGCAGUCUGGUCCUCGGGAAAUUACACUGGCAAGGCUCGACCUCCCCAGCUGCAAUGGAGCUAUUUCAUCAAGAUGCUAUGCGAGUACGGUGGCUCGGAGGAAGCACUGCUAAUGUUGAAAUCAAAGUGGGCGGAUCCUUCCUACCAUGCCUACUUGGUCAAGGAGGAUCGACUGCUGGCAUCCGUGGCUCGUGGACUCGCGAGAGAGGGCAAAGAAGCAGAGCUUGUCGAGCUAGUCAACUAUGCCAUGGCACAUGGUGUCCCUUAUGAUGCUACCAUCCAAGCGGUCAUGGUUCGAUAUUUUGCCAACAACGACAAGGUUACCGAAACCCAGUAUUGGUUUAGCCAGUCAAUAAAUCAAAAGUACUCUCAGGCUCAGGUUUAUAGAGACAUAGCAUCGUUCGCGAGAAGAAACGACCUCCAGGAUUGGGCAGGGCCUCUUAUUCUUGAACUAGGGCAGUCGCAACCGAAACGAAAACACUGGGAUGCUAUACUGCAGUCCAUCUUGCUACUUGGGAGGAGCUUGGCGGAAGUAGAAGCCAUGAUGGGACAUAUGGUCGACCGCAACGGGGCGAUUGCUCCCACAAUCAGCACCAUCAAUGGUCUCUUGACUGUUGCAAUCGAGACUCAAGAUUCGGAAUUGGGUGAAGGCAUACUUGCACUUUGUGCCAAGAGGGGUCUUGCGCCGAAUGGAGAGACAUAUCUUCGUCUGUUGCGGCUAAGGCUAGAGGCUGUCGACCUCAAGGGCGCACAACGCGCUUUUGAACAAGUCAAACAUUUCGAACCAUGGAAUAACGAAAAUGGAUCUGAUCUCUUUGAUGAUUUUCGUCGAUCCUCAAAUAAAUAUUUGACUCUGCUAUCACGGCAAACACCUCCCGACUUCAAGACUAUUCUUGCGCUUCUAGACGCUCUCGAGGAGGAACAGAUGCUGCUAGACCCGGAAACCGUAGCAGCUCUUUGUGUCAAGUUUCUGGAGAAUGACCAGCACUUUGACGUAAUGGAUUUGCUGUCUCUCCAUUCUUUCCUAUAUAGCGAGCAGCAACGAGAGGUCGUGCAACGCUCCUUUGUGGCAUUUUGUCUCGACAAAGCGACUAGUACAUCUCGGGCAUGGGGUGCAUACCAACUUCUUCAACAAUUUUUCCAAGAUACGAGCUAUGAGCUGAGGAUGAAGCUGAUAUCAUCGUUCUUUGACCGCAAACGGCCGGAUAUGGCCUCCCAUGUGUUUGGGCACAUGCGCCAACACCGAAACAAGACCUAUCACCCCACUAUGGAUACUUAUAUACUCUAUCUGGAGGGAGUCGCACAGAAUCCCGAUCCCGAGGGAUUAGUCAUGAUACACAACAUGCUCAAGAUGGAUACUACUAUCCAACCAAACACAAAGCUGUACACCGGGCUGAUGCUGGCUUACGCAGCCUGUGACAAGCCGACAACAUCAUUGGACUUUUGGAAUGAGAUUAUCCAGUCUCGUGAGGGUCCGUCAUAUGCAAGUUUACAGGCAGUGUUUUGGGCUUUAGAAAAGAAAUCCGGUGGAGAUAAGCAGGCCCGUGAAAUCUGGGAGAGAAUCGAGCGGAUGGAUCUGGAAGUACCUCCCGCCGUGUACAAUGCAUACGUGGGCGCUGUGGCCGGAAGUGGCAAUGAGAAAGAAGUGCGAGGGCUAAUUAUGAAUAUGGCAUCCUAUGUCGGGUCGGAGCCAGAUUCAAUGACACUAGCCAUUGCGCACAACGCACUCCCCGGACAAGAACUACAAGCAAACUACCGCGACUGGGUAAAGAAAAAGUACCGAGCCACAUGGGCAGAGCUGGACAAAGUUGGCAGACGGCUUAACGAGUAUGGCCUCUGUCAAAUCAAAAUCAAGCGGAUCAUGAAGACAUGA
Messenger RNA from Metarhizium acridum CQMa 102, 2379 nucleotides. RefSeq lists its product as uncharacterized. Gene Ontology annotation, biological process: mitochondrial gene expression. Gene Ontology annotation, molecular function: mRNA binding; protein binding. NCBI's taxonomy places the organism in Eukaryota, Fungi, Ascomycota, Sordariomycetes, Hypocreales, Clavicipitaceae. The record is from RefSeq and is a predicted model, not a curated record. Gene Ontology annotation, cellular component: mitochondrion.